Messenger RNA from Aspergillus calidoustus, 456 nucleotides. The record is from the annotation of a GenBank genome assembly. NCBI's taxonomy places the organism in Eukaryota, Fungi, Ascomycota, Eurotiomycetes, Eurotiales, Aspergillaceae.
AUGUCGAAGCCUUUCGAUCCCGAGCAGGCCCAGAACCUGGAUGAUAUGGAGAAGCAGUUCGCCGUGAAGGCGGUCGAACACUUGAUGACGUACUGGUCGAUUCUCGAGAAGGUACCGGGCUCGCAGCUGCGGCUGACGAAAAUCGACGACGAGAUCUACGAACACUUCAAGGCCGAGUUCCCCGACUUCGACCCGGCCGCGACGAUCGACGAGGACCAGAUGAAGAGCAAGGAGGGCAAGGAGAAGUGGCGCAACUGGAUCAACCAGUACGAGAAGAAGAUUGACGAUUUCAACUUUGGCACGAUGCUCCGGGCGAACCCCAAGACCGAGUAUGAGCAGGAUAACACGAUAUUCGCAAUGCGCAUGCAGUUCUACGCUGUGGAAAUCGCCAGAAACCGAGCUGGUCUCAACGAUUGGGUUUACGAGCAGGCCCAGGCGAAGAAAGCGAGCUCAUAA